GCGGCCCAGCGGGCAGCUUUGUCCGGGAGGGCGGAACGAUGAGGCGAGAGAAGAGUCUGGCGCUGUUGAUCACGUUGGCGGCUGCGCUGGCGGCCGCAGAGACGCUGCCCGACCAAUGCCAUUUGUCCAAGGUGGUGGGCCCUUGUCGGGCAUCCUUCCAUCGGUGGUGGUACAAUGCCACAAGCCAGACAUGCCAGGAAUUCAUUUUUGGGGGUUGCAAAGGCAAUCUCAACAACUUCGUCUCCGAACAGGACUGCUUCCAGACAUGUGCCAAAGUGGCUACAUCAAAAGGCGGACGUCACCCAGAGGCCUAUGAAAACAGGCCUGGCUUCAGAGAAUUCUGUGCUGCGCCCCGGGUGGUGGGUCCCUGCCGGGCCUCCUUCCACCGCUGGUACUUCGACCUAGAGAGCCGGACGUGCAAGACGUUCGUCUAUGGGGGCUGCCGUGGCAACAAGAACAACUAUCUCUUUGAGGAGCACUGCUGGAGCCAGUGCAGAGGUGAUGGAGAGAUAACAGAAGAGCCAGGAGACGCAGGUGCACAUCCUCGCCUCCUGCCCGAACCCUUCAGCUUUUCCACCAGAGCUGUGGUCCUUGCAGUCCUUCUGGCCAUCCUGGUGACCAUCCUGCUGGGCUCGAUGGUGGUUUUCUUUGUCAAGAUCUGCCGGAAGAACCCGGAGCUGUCGGUGGGAACGGUGUGGAGCACACUGGAUGACAAAGAGUACCUGAUGAGUAACGCCUACAGCCUCUGAGUGAGAGAGCUGCCUCAGUGAGAACCGUAGCAGCAUGUAAAUACUGCAGCUGGCGGCUUUGCCUUGCCGGCCUUCGUAGGGCAACACCCCUUUCCCUGGGAACGCCACCCUUUGCAGCCGAUAUGCAUCCUCCUGCUCCACAGGGGUCCAGGAGGAGCUGCAGGCAGUAUCCCCCACCUUCAGAGCUAGCGAUGACUCCUCCUCGCUUGACCCACAGCCCCCCCCCCCGCCUUCCUCUGGUGAAUGGUCUCUACAAAGCCCUGCCCCACUUGGGUCCUCUCCAUGCCAUGGGAAAGCAGCUGGGAAUCCCCAGCCAGAACCACCGGUGAUUCCUUUGGCCGAGAGUCCAGCAGAGGCAGUUCUGGUGGGCGGGCCUGGGCCCUGCACACGUUGAUUCUGUUGGGGAAACAAGGGGUGGCGGGGCUG
Messenger RNA from Protobothrops mucrosquamatus (brown spotted pit viper), 1175 nucleotides. RefSeq names its product serine peptidase inhibitor, Kunitz type 2 (gene SPINT2). Bases 39 to 749 code for a protein of 236 amino acids. NCBI's taxonomy places the organism in Eukaryota, Metazoa, Chordata, Lepidosauria, Squamata, Viperidae. Gene Ontology annotation, molecular function: serine-type endopeptidase inhibitor activity. The record is from RefSeq and is a predicted model, not a curated record. The transcript has 6 exons.